AUGUAUAAUGGUACAUUUGUGUCGGCAAGUAUUUUGGAUGGAGCAGGUAAUAUCCUACCACUAGCGUAUGAUGUGAUAGAUUCUGAGAAUAAUAAGUCCUGGAUGUGGUUCUUUGAACUGUUCAAGCAAGCUUAUGGUGUUAGGCAAAAUAUGUGUGUCGUGUCCGAUAGACAUGAAAGCAUAAUACACGUAGUUUCUAAGGUGUAUCCUACUGUUCCUCAUUUGGCUUGUAUAUGGCAUUUGUGGAAAAAUGUGACAAAGCAAUACACAACAAACAGUGAGGUGUUGAGUCCUAUAUUUUAUUCACUGGCGAAGGCAUACACCCAGGAUGAGUUCGAUAAAUUGAUGGAGAAGAUUGAGAAUGUUGAUAUUCGGGUUGAAGCGUCAACUGAAUAUGUUUACACAGUUAAUGAUGGACUGAGGCGCUUCAUAAUCGAUUUGAAGAAGAAAAGUUGCAGCUGUAGGAUGUUCCAACUGGACGAGAUACCGUGUUCUCAUGCAUGGGCAGUAUUGAAAAAUAAAAAUUUGACUGCUGAUGCAUAUUGUUCGGAAUUAUUCAAGCCAGAAACAAUUGUGAACACAUAUGAUGUGCCGGUUGAUCCUCUUCCCGAUGAGACCGAGUGGAAUGUUCUUAAAAGCAUAUCAGAUGAAGUUGUUAUGCCAUCGAUCUAUAAGAGACCUCCUGGGAGGCCAAAAAAGAAAAGGGAUAAGCCAUUACAGGAGUUGAUGAUUGGUAAACGCAGGAAUGCUUGCGGUAAAUGUGGACGUCUUGGUCAUAACAGGCGUUCGUGUGAUAAUCCGCCGCUCAAUAAGAAGAAUAAAUAA
Messenger RNA from Lycium barbarum (goji berry), 825 nucleotides. RefSeq lists its product as uncharacterized. The record is from RefSeq and is a predicted model, not a curated record. Gene Ontology annotation, molecular function: nucleic acid binding; zinc ion binding. Lineage: Eukaryota; Viridiplantae; Streptophyta; Magnoliopsida; Solanales; Solanaceae. The transcript is spliced from 3 exons. The coding region runs from base 1 to 825 and encodes 274 amino acids.